This is a messenger RNA of Chrysoperla carnea, 1668 nucleotides long. RefSeq names its product cilia- and flagella-associated protein 53-like. The transcript has 9 exons. Lineage: Eukaryota; Metazoa; Arthropoda; Insecta; Neuroptera; Chrysopidae. Bases 58 to 1668 code for a protein of 536 amino acids. The record is from RefSeq and is a predicted model, not a curated record.
UGUUCUUAUUAUUUUUAUAUUAAAACAAAAUUAGUGUCUUUUAAUUAAUGAAGAAUAAUGUCAGUGUUAAAUAUUGGAGCACUUACUGAGCCUAUUAAAUCAAGGAGAGUGAGUAGACAAAGUACUCCACCUCCAGAUGGAUGUAUUUUCCCUGAAAGUUCCUGCAAAGAUAUUGCACGCAAACCUGGUACUGAUUAUCGAAUACGACUUUUACAAUAUAAUCAACGUAAAGCUGAAUAUGCAGAACAAUAUAAACAAACGAUGAGUAAAAAUGUAAAGGAUGAAAUACAUAAUGUGGCAUUCUUUAAAAGUAGUGAAAAUCGUUUUUAUUAUAAACAAUUACAUACACGUGUCAAAAAUAAAAUUGAAAAUAUGCGUGCAUCAAUACCAGUACGUCGUGAAAAGUUGAAAAAGUUAUUCAUCGAAGAAAAAAAACAACAUUUUCUGGAAACAAUAGCACAGGCACAAAAAGUGAAUAAAAAUGCGUUAGAAAAUUUGCGCCAAAAAGUUGCUGAAGUUCGAGAAAGAAGGAAUAAAGAAACUGAAGAAUUUGUUAAACAAAAGAGACUUUUACAAAUGUUUGACAAGACUGAUGCAUUCCGAAGCUUUUUGGCUAAUCAAAAUUUGGAAGAUUCCAAACGUUGUCAGUUACAGCAAAUAGAGGAAAAUAAGAGGCGAAAAGAAUGUGAACAACAGAUGGAAAAUAUGUGGCAUGAUUUAAAAAUGAAAACGAUUAAAGAAAUGGAGCAAAAAGAAAUUCAUGAAGCAACUGUGCGAAAAUUAAAAGAGUUAGAAGAUAUUGAAAUACGUAACAAACAAAUUGAAGGGCGUAAAGUACUUAUUGACGAAUUAAAUCGAUCGAGAUAUAUUGAACGAAUCGAAACGGAAAAAGCUGUAAAACAACUACAGGAAGAUUUAGAAAAUGCUAAAAGAAUGAAACAACAACAAGCAGCUGAAAUGCGUAGGUUUCUUGAGGAGCAAAUCAAUGAAAGAAAAGCCCUUCAUAAGCAACAGGCUGAACAAGAACGAAUAAUUGAUGAAGCAUAUCAAAAAUUACUUGAAGAGACCUUAGCUGCUGAGAAAGCUGCAGUUACAAAUAGAAAAGAGGAAUUAAGAUUUGAGUGGGGCAUGUUCAAAAAUUACGAUUCACAAAUUAAAGAUGCACAAAGAAGAGAUGCUGAAGCAUUUGAGAGGCUUGUUUCAGAAGAUCGCAAAGCAUUAGAUCAAAUUAAAAUAGAGCAGCAACGAAAAUUAUGCGAAUAUCGUCGAGAACUGGCUAAGCAAUUGCAUUCAGAUCGACAACAAAUAUCAAAAGAUCGUCAAGAGAGAGCCGAAAAAGAAAAGGAAGAUUCACGUUUGUAUGAUGAAACUAUACGUAAAAUGAAUGAAAUAGAUCUAGCAAUGGAGAAAGAAGAGAAAGCAAGAUUAUUUGAAGAACAAAAACAGUAUUACAAUGAUUUACAAAAACAACACGAAUAUCAACUUUUAAAUGAGGAGCGUAAGAGACAAGAAGAACGUAAAGUACAACAAUCUGCUAUUGAAACCGAAAAGGAAAUUGAUCGUAUAAUAGAUCAAAUACGUUCUGGGAAUAUACCAAUGACAAAAAGUAGCCAUCCUUUUGUGCCAUUUAUAAAUAAAGAGUGUGUAUGUCCAAAGACUUCUAAUUAA